Brassica napus (rape) is the source of this 2209-nucleotide messenger RNA. RefSeq lists its product as uncharacterized. The transcript has 4 exons. Bases 1010 to 2020 code for a protein of 336 amino acids. The record is from RefSeq and is a predicted model, not a curated record. NCBI's taxonomy places the organism in Eukaryota, Viridiplantae, Streptophyta, Magnoliopsida, Brassicales, Brassicaceae.
UCCUCAUAUGAUUUCGAUCUUGAAGAGAAAAAAUCUAGGUUUUGUGAUAGUAUCUUAUAGGUUUGAUGUUAAGUAAUCUUGGAUGUUGAUGUUGUGUUGGUUUGGAUGUUGAGAGUACCAAUCACAUUGUUGUGCUGUGUAAACACGGAUCUAGAACGGACGGUCAAUCAUUGAGUAAGGAGAAUACCUCUGUUCCCCGAAGUGAACAACUGAGUCCGGCUCAAAAGACUUGCAAGACUCAGCCAAGAACUUGAACUCACAGAUGUCGCUCAAUGGACUUCCCUGUCAAAGCCUUUCCACCUGCUGAUCCUGUCAUGAAUAGAGUCUAUUGGAGUUACAGGAUUCAAUACCAAGCUGGUGGUCUAAAAGACGCCUUACAAGGUUGUCAACAAUGCGUUCUUCUUGGAUAAGUGGAGAGGAGUGGCCCAACGACACGUUUUGGUUUAGACGAUGAUGGUAGAUGUUUCUGGUUGUGCUUGUCGGCUUAUAGGUACAGAAGCUGCUCGGAAACGGCAGAUUCUUCUCAUAUGUAUGCUUCUCUUGGAAGACAAGUCCUUUGAUAGGUGAUCGAUCUUGAAACCAAACGGGGUUUAACUGAGUUCUUGCUGCUGAGUGAGAUAAACAGAAGGGCAUAAAGCUGAGAGUGGAUGGGUCAUUUUAGAGCCGUUUUUUUUUACCGAUAUACGAGAACAUGAAGAUCGUACCGCACCAUCCGAAUGUGAUCUAGCACACGCAAUACCGCAUGGAAGUUCAGACCUUGCCUUAAAAAUGAGCCUUAUGGAAAAACGCUUGGGGUCUAUGGAGCUUUUGCACAGAGAUAAACCAGCUAACUAUGUGGUUGUAGAAGCUCUUGAAGGAUUAAAUCUUCAUAUUCAACACUUUGCUGGCAAGAAAACUAGCAUCUUCAUACCAAUCAUCAAGGCUUCUCUCUCAAACUACUGUACUCUUCAAGAAAUGCAGAAGACGAUGCUUCUUACAGUGGAAGCGUAUUUUACAAGUCUCUUUGUUAAUGACAAGCUUGGACGUCAGGUGUAUGAGGUGUGUUCUCUCUAUUCGGAAAUUGUUAGAAGAGAUGAGGCAAAUAAGGAGGCCACAGCAAAGGAGUUUAGUUGCAGUAGCUGUCAAGUCUAUUGAAGCUGCUCUUGAAUCAAAAUCCCUUACCAACCAGACAAUCAGACAGGGGAUGAAGGGCAUGAUAACAUGUCUUUCCAACUUCUAUACCCGGGAAAAAAUGUUGGAAUAUAUGACUUCUUCAACGGGAUUAACAGCCAAACAGGCGGAACACCUUUUCAAUCGUCACAUUGGAAAUGAUGCGGUGAGGCGUGAGGCUUACCAUAAGAGAGCCGCCAUGUCUGCUGGCAUUCAUGCGCGAGAAAAACAAGCAGCUGCUGAACCGGCGAAAGGAGGUGAUCCGGUUCCAGAAAUCAUCAAGGGGUUAGAAUGUGAUCUGAAAGCUCUCGCCAACCAGAAAAUCCAAGUCAUCUUUCAAAGCCUCAAAACCUGUCUCUCACAGUAUUAUACGCUUGAAGAAAUGAAGACACACAUGUCUGCUGCAGUGGAACAGUACUAUACAAGUUUGUUUGUGGAUGACAAGCUUGGACGUGAGGCAUAUUUGGAAAAAUCUCUCCGUCGUGCACCUGCUAGAAGACAUGAGGCAGAAGAAGCAGCAGCACUUUUGCAAUCUGAGGAAGAGGCUAUGGCCAGUAAAUUGGCUUCACAAGUUACCAAAGAGCUUCAAGAUCAUAUUGAAACCAACAAUGACCAGGGAUCGAGAAAGAUGAUGGAAUGCAUGAUAACGUGUCUGUCAAGUUACUUUACUUUGAAAGAAAUGCAGAUAUACAUGAGUUCGAGGACUGACUUUCAGGCAACAUCUGUGGAAAUAUGGUACACAAAACAACUUGCUCAAAGGGAUCCGGCGGCACAUGAGGCCUAUGUGGCAGUCUCGAGCCGUAUGGAGUCUUUGAGAGCACAACAACAACAGCAUGCAAGUACUUCAUAUUCUGGUGGAGAGGGGAAAUGACUAAAGAAUCUGAGGGUGUAGUUGUCUGAAGCUGUUGGAGUUUUAGAUUGUGUGGAUGGCUAAAAUGUUUGUACUCCGUUGAUCACUACUUUUCAGUUUGCAUAUCUUGUGUUGUUUGGAUCAUGCUGCUUAUAAAGUUUCUCUGACUUUGAUGAAUUGUUCUAAGUCUGAGUUGUUUUGAUUGGUUUA